GUACAUCCCAAGGAACGAUGCUUCUGCAACAACGACAUGCAUCUCGCCCGGCAAGGACGGGACUGAACCAACGGCGACGCCCAGCGCCCUUUCAAGGCAGCAAGCUUUCACCCAACACCCCCUGCUCAGCCUCUGCUGAGGUUACUGAAACAGCUACAGCGGGCCCCUUUCCCGCAGAAGCCUCCACCACCUCCACCGUCACCGCCUCCAGCAGUGCUUACACCACCAUAUCGACCCCCGCACCCCCCGGCGGCCACCAUGGAGGGCGACCCAAUGUAGUUGCACUGCUUCGCUCCAGGGGGCUGGUCCAGGAAGUGACGGGGGGGGAGGAGCUGGAGGCGGCUGCGGGGGGGGCGGAGGGGCCGCUGUCCGUUUACUGCGGAUUCGAUCCCACUGCGGACUCCCUUCACCUCGGAAACCUCCUAGGUAUUGUCGUACUGUCGUGGUUUCAGAGGUGUGGUCACCAGCCGGUGGCGCUCCUGGGGGGGGCCACGGGCCGAGUGGGCGACCCUUCGGGCCGCAGUACGGAACGCCCCGUACUGUCCGAGGAGCAAAUUGAACACAAUGUGGCAGCCAUCCGCUCCCUGCUUCAGGACAUCCUGACACGUAACUCCCCUCCGGGAGCCCCUGCCGUACGGGUGCUCAACAACCUGGACUGGUUCGGGCCGAUGAGCUUCCUGACCUUCCUGCGGGAGAUCGGCAAGUUCGCCCGGGUUGGUGCCAUGAUGGCCAAGGACUCGGUUCGUACACGCAUGGAAAGUGAGCAGGGCAUCAGCUUCACGGAGUUCACGUAUCAGUUGCUGCAGGGGUACGACUUCGUACACCUGUGCCGGGAACACAACGUACGGGUACAGAUCGGCGGCAGUGACCAGUGGGGCAACAUCACGGCGGGUACGGAUCUUGUACGGAAGCUCCUGGGGGGGGAGGACCGGGAGGCCCCGGCCUGCUACGGCCUCACGUUCCCCCUGCUGGUGGACAGCGAGGGCCGCAAGUUCGGUAAAUCGGUUGGCGGCGCCAUUUGGUUGUCGGCGGAGAAACUGUCGCCGUACAAGUUCUACCAGUACCUCUUCCAGGUAACCGACGCUGACGUCAUCAAGCUGCUGAAGAUGCUUACCUUCCUGCCUCUCGAGGAGAUCGACGGCCUCCAGGCGGCCAUGGGCGCCCCCGGCUACGUCCCCAACACGGCUCAGCGGCGGCUGGCGGAGGAGGUGACCCGGUUCGUACACGGGGAGGAGGGGCUGGCGCAGGCGAUCAAGGCAACGGAGGCCCUCAAACCCGGUGCAGCCACCCAGCUAGACGCGGCCACUCUGGAGACGGUGGCAGGUGAUGCCCCCAGCGCCACACUGACCCGUGGUUCGGUGGAGGGCGUCCCUCUGGCCGACAUCCUGGUGGCAGUGAAGCUGCAGCCCAGCAAGAGCGCCGCGAGGAAGCUGAUCAAGGGCGGUGGUGUGUACCUGAACAACGCCAAGGUGAGUGAGGAGCUCUACACCGUCAAGCCCUCCGACCUCAUUGACGGCAGACUGCUGCUGAUAGCCGCCGGCAAGAAGAACAAGAUGCUGGUGCGGGUGGCCAGCGAGUGA
Messenger RNA from Volvox carteri f. nagariensis, 1580 nucleotides. RefSeq lists its product as uncharacterized. Gene Ontology annotation, cellular component: mitochondrion; cytosol; chloroplast stroma. NCBI's taxonomy places the organism in Eukaryota, Viridiplantae, Chlorophyta, Chlorophyceae, Chlamydomonadales, Volvocaceae. Gene Ontology annotation, biological process: tyrosyl-tRNA aminoacylation. The coding region runs from base 18 to 1580 and encodes 520 amino acids. Gene Ontology annotation, molecular function: RNA binding; tyrosine-tRNA ligase activity; ATP binding. The record is from RefSeq and is a predicted model, not a curated record. The transcript has 11 exons.